AUGGAGGGCCGAAGUCUACGAUCUUUGCUGAAUGCCAGCACUCCUCUGAUCACCAGGGUGGCUCUGGGACCACUUCUGAGGUUCAACAAGGCUCCUGCUCAGCUGCACUUUCAUCAACGAUGUGUAAAGCUUCGUAAUAAACUUGAGCGCAUCCACGGCAUGUCUCCAUAUCUUCAAAGAGCGCAAAAUUUGGCAGAACUGGCAGCAGAACUGCAGGCUUUGGCACUCUCACAGCUGCAGGAGGUGAGUGCAAACACCCCUACCUUUAUAGCGGGCGUUUUACCUGCGGUGGUGACGAGUGAUCCGGUUACUCAUCUUUGGAAAUUAUUUCAACUUGGAGCCCCGCUUUGUUUAUUGUUCAAUGCGGUGGCUCCCGAGCACCCUAUUGCGGUGGUGAGCAGCGAUGAUAUGAGGGUGUGCAAGAAAAGUGUUUAUGACUUUUUGUUGGCGGUGAAAAUGCACCUUGGAUAUGAAGACGAGUUGAUGAUUCUGAAUGUGUUUUCCGACUCCGGCACCGAUUUCAACAAAACAUUGCUGGUGGUGGAGAAACUAGCGCUGCGCGCCGAUAUCGUCGAGGAGGAAUCAAGCUCGUAUAAUGGGGGAACCCUACCCAACUCCACCCCAGGCUCCCUUCCUAGUUCUCAACCUGGCUCGGCUCCGACAUCCCGUUCGGCGUCUGGCCACGUCCCAAUGCACACUCCGGAGGCAGCCAUGUCGUCGCUCUCGUUGUCCGAUCGCGGAAGACCGACUUUUGAUCUCGAACCCUCUCCUUUGGAUUCAACGGUUACCCUCAACGACGAGCACAGCUCAACCGAUGCUUCGAAGGUGUUCAACGAGCUCGUUUAUACCGAGAGAAAGUACUUGGACGACCUCGAGCUCCUCCUCAAGUACAAGAACGAAGUGAGACUUGCCGACUCGGUUCUGCCCGAACAAUUGGAUAUCAUGUUUCCCAAUUUGGACGUCAUAACUGAUUUCCAACGACGUUUUUUGAACGGUUUGGAGUGUAAUGUCGGCAUAUCGUACAAGUACCAACGAAUUGGGCUGGCGUUCCUCCACGCAGCUCGCGGUCCAUUCAGAGCGUACGAACCAUGGACAAUCGGCCAAACCGCCGCCGUGGAACUUCUUCAUCGCGAGGGUGCAAGCUUGCGGAAAAGCUCAUCGUUGAUCGACCCGGGCUUUGAGCUUCACUCGUAUGUCCUUAAACCGGUUCAGCGGUUAUGCAAGUAUCCACUUCUACUCAAAGAGCUCGUUAAAAGUACCUCUACUCUCAAUCCAGGCUACGAAGAACUCACGCUAGCUCUCGAAGCGAUGAAGGAAGUUGCACACAAAGUGAACGAGGCACAGAGACGGGCCGAAAACGUGGGUUAUCUCCAUCAACUUCAGACACGGGUGGUCAAUUGGAAGGGAUACAACGUAAAAGAGAUGGGAGAGCUUUUGCAUCAUGGCAUAAUUGGAGUUAAGGUGAAGGACGAGGAUGAGAAGGAGUUUUUGGCAUAUUUAUUCGAGAGGGCAAUCUUCUUCUUUGUUGAAGAAGCCCGAAAAAAAUCAGGUUUCCGCAACAAAACCCCGAAAGCUUCUUCCAGUCUCAAUAUGAUUUCAUCCGACGGACCGCUCGAGCUCUCUGGAAGAGUCUACGUGCUGGAGAUCUACAAUAUUUCCACCCUUGGGAACUCGUUGGUGAUAUCGUGGCUGGGAAAGAAAGAAAGUGGGCUGUUCACGUUCAGAUACAAGACAGAGGAGACCCGCGCUCAGUGGGAGAGCUGCUUGCGAGGCUUGAAGCAGAGCGAAAUGGCUCAGAUACACAGAAAGCUCAGAGGGUCUCAAGAUUCAUUGGGUAACUUAUCUAUGAACUCAGACCGCACUGUCGGUACACCAGGCAACAGACACCAUUCUUCAUCUUCCACCACCAUGAUGCAACGAAGAGUGUUGGUACAACUCAUACACCAGAACAACGACGCCGGAACGUUGGUUUUACCGGCUUCAAUUACGUUUCCGGAAGUUUAUCAAAAGAUCGGAAAUCGGCUCGGAGAUGUUCAAAGAUUACGCUACAAAGACGAAGACGGUGAUUACGUGGUGAUGGACUCGAACGAAGACUGGGCUAUUGCGGUCGACAUGGUGGAGGAAACCGGCGGCUCCAUCACCAUCUGGGUAAGUUAG
Molecule: messenger RNA, 2157 nt
Organism: Meyerozyma guilliermondii ATCC 6260
Lineage: Eukaryota; Fungi; Ascomycota; Pichiomycetes; Serinales; Debaryomycetaceae
Gene: CDC24
Product: Rho family guanine nucleotide exchange factor
Exons: 1
Coding region: 1-2157 (718 amino acids)
Biological process (GO): septin ring organization; establishment of cell polarity
Cellular component (GO): mating projection tip; cytoplasm; division septum
Molecular function (GO): protein binding; guanyl-nucleotide exchange factor activity
Source: RefSeq, a predicted model, not a curated record